CGGAGCCCCUGCAGCACGGAGGAACCCUAUCAUCCCAGAGCCCAGGAGCGGGAGGAAGGAGACCAGGGCACCUGCAGCCUCUGGCCGGGAUGUGGUGGUCUCCGAGGCUGGCGCUGCUGUCGGCGCUGGUGCUGGCCACGGCCCGGGGCGCCGCCUCGGACCCCUGCCCCCGGAUCUGUCUCUGUGACAACGUGCGACGCCACGUCGCGUGCCGGUGGCAAAACCUGACGCAAGUGCCCGACUCCGUCCCCCAGGUGACCCGGAGGCUGAACCUCCAAGGCAACGCCCUGAAGGUGAUCCCGCGGGAGGCCUUCGCGCCGCUGCCCUACCUCACUCACCUGGACCUGCAGCACUGCCAGGUGGAGCACCUGGAGGAGGGGGCCUUCCGGGGGCUGGGCCGGCUGCUCCAUCUCAACCUGGCCUCCAACCACCUGGCCGUCCUGCUCCAGGAGGCCCUGGACGGGCUGGGCUCCCUGCGCCAACUGGUGCUGGAGCGGAACCGGCUGGAGGAGAUCCGGCCGGGAGCCUUCGGCCAGCUGGGCUCCCUGGGGGCCCUCAGCCUGGCGCACAACGCGCUGGUCUACCUGCCGGACAUGGCUUUCCAGGGCCUGGUCCGGGCCCGCUGGCUCCGCCUGUCGCACAACGCCAUCAACGUGCUGGCGCCCGAGGCCCUGGGCGGCCUCCCGGGGCUGCGGCGCCUCAGCCUGGACCACAACGAGCUGCAGGCGCUGCCCGGGGAGGCCCUGUCCCGGCCGGGGGGCCUGGCGCGCCUGGACCUCAGCCACAACCCCCUGACCUACGUGGGCGAAGAGGACGGCCUGGCGUUGCCGGCCCUGCGCGGCCUGGCCCUGGCCCGGAUGGCCCUGCAGGAGGUGGGGGCGGCCGCCUUCGCCCGCUGCCCGCGGCUCCGCUCCCUGGACCUCGGGGGCAACCAGCUGGCCGCCCUGCCGCCUCUGGAGGGGCUGGCCCGGCUGCGCCGCCUCAACCUGACGGGGAACCCGCUGCGCUGCACCUGCGCGGCCCGGCCCCUGCAGGAGUGGGCGCGGCGGGCGCGGCUGCGGCUGGACGCCACCUGCGCGGGCCCGCGCCGCCUGAGGGGCGAGGCGCUGCCCGCGCUGCGGGCGGCCGACCUGCGCUGCCCUGCCGAGGAGGACGACUACGACGACGACGACGAGGGCGGCUCGCCGCGGGCCCCGCGCCCCAGCCGGGCCCCCGGGCCGUGCCCCCAAGCCUGCUCCUGCUCGGCCGCGACCGGGCACAGCAGCUGCGAGGGCCGGGGCCUGGAGGCCGUCCCCCGGGGCUUCCCCGACGGGACCCGGCUCCUCGACCUGCGCCGCAACCGGCUGGGCUCGGUGGCGGCGGGCGCCUUCCGCGGCCUGGGCCGCCUGGUCUCCCUGCACCUCCAGCACUGCCGGGUGGCGACGGUGGAGGCCGGGGCCCUGGCCGGCCUGGCGCAGCUGGUCUACCUCUACCUGUCCGACAACCGGCUGUCCAGCCUCAGCGCCGCGGCCCUGCGCGGGGCCCCCCGCCUGGGCUACCUCUACCUGGACGGCAACCGCUUCGCCCGGGUCCCCGCGGCGGCGCUGGCCCCGCUGCCGGGCCUCUUCGCCCUGCACCUGCAGCACAACCUCCUGCGCCGGCUGACGUCCGGGGACCUGGCCUGGGCGGGCCGGCUGCGCCGGCUCUACCUGAGCGGGAACCAGGUGUCCCGGGUGGCGGUGGACGCCCUGGGCCCGGCCCGGGAACUGGAGAGCCUGCGCCUGGAUGGGAACCGGCUGCGCGCGGUGCCCACGGCGGCGCUGCGGCGGCUGCCGGCCCUGGGCGAGCUGGACCUGGCCGGGAACCCGCUCCGGGCCCUGGCGGACGGGGCCUUCGGGCCGUCGGCCGGCUCCCUGCGCCACCUCUACCUCAACGCCACCGGCCUGGAACGGAUUUCUCCCAGGGCUUUCAGCGGACUGGAGCUCAGCCUCCGGAGCCUGUAUCUGGACCGGAACCGGUUGAGGGCCCUGCCUGCUCUGGAAGGCUUCACCCGGCUGGAACUCGUCAGCCUGAGCGACAACCCUUUCCACUGCGACUGCCGGCUCCUCCCGCUGCACAGGUGGCUUGCCGGCCUGAAUCUGCAAGUAGGGGCGACGUGCCAGAGCCCGCCCAGUGCCCGAGGCCAAAGGGUGAAGACCGCGGUGGCCAUCUUCGAGUCCUGCUCCGGCGGGGGCGGCAGGAAGGUUAAGCGGACCCUGCCGCCCCGGCGUGGGGCAAGGACCCUCCGCCUGAGAACAAAGCCCACCAAGGUGGGAAAAGGGAAGCCUUGAGAGGAAAAGCAACACGCCCGAGGCCACACAGCAAGGUGGAGCAACAGGAACACCACCCGACCGCGGGCCGCCCCUCCCUCGCACCCCGGAAGAAAAGGCUCUUACUCUCAUCCGGCCGUGGCCCGGCUCUGGACUUCCUGGCAGCCUUUGGCUCCCGCUUUGCCUUGGCAGACACCGGCUUCUUGGACGACUGUUUAAGGG
Molecule: messenger RNA, 2510 nt
Organism: Tachyglossus aculeatus (Australian echidna)
Lineage: Eukaryota; Metazoa; Chordata; Mammalia; Monotremata; Tachyglossidae
Gene: CHADL
Product: chondroadherin like
Exons: 6
Coding region: 90-2309 (739 amino acids)
Biological process (GO): immune response; toll-like receptor signaling pathway
Cellular component (GO): membrane; cell surface; extracellular matrix
Molecular function (GO): transmembrane signaling receptor activity; protein binding
Source: RefSeq, a predicted model, not a curated record